AUGGACGGAACGGGCUCGUUCGGAGCUGGGCGAGCUGGUUCAGCAUUUGACCUGGUUGCGUUUGUAAAACAGCCACAGACUAUUCUAAGAGCACUGGCAUGGAUCUUCUCCAUGGUGGUGUUUGCCUCAAUAAUAAACGAGGGUUACGUGAACAUGGGAAGUGAGAGGUUGCACUGUGUAUUUAAUAAGAAUGCGGACGCCUGUAACUACGGCAUCACUAUCGGAUUUAUAGCUUUUUUAGCUAGCGGAUUUUUCUUAGCCUUGGACAUCUACUUCCCCCAGAUCAGCAGCGUCAAAGACAGGAAGAGAGCUGUCCUUCUGGAAAUGGGCUUCUCAGGAUUCUGGACGUUCCUUUGGUUUGUGGGGUUCUGUUUUCUGGCCAAUCAGUGGAGUCGUACAUCUCCUGAAGAGCUGCCAUUAGAGCAGGCAUCGGACGCCGCCAGGGCAGCCAUAGCUUUCUCCUUCUUCUCCAUCAUAGUCUGGGCGGCUCUGACGGUGUGUGCUGUCCAGAGGUUCCUGCUAGGCACUGACAUGACGCUGUUCACCACCGAGCACCUAGACGGCCAAGCCCCCAAGCAACCCUACCCAUCCAACGACGUGAUUGGCCAGACCACCAUCCCCGUGGAGGCCUAUCAGAGCCCACCUUUCAUUGAGACCAAGGAGACCAGACCCGCGGGUUACCAGGCUCCGCCGGCGUUUUGA
Messenger RNA from Chanos chanos (milkfish), 702 nucleotides. It is a transcript of the gene syngr3b, whose product is annotated as synaptogyrin 3b. Lineage: Eukaryota; Metazoa; Chordata; Actinopteri; Gonorynchiformes; Chanidae. The record is from RefSeq and is a predicted model, not a curated record. The coding region runs from base 1 to 702 and encodes 233 amino acids. Gene Ontology annotation, cellular component: neuromuscular junction; synaptic vesicle membrane. The transcript has 4 exons.